AGUUUGAAAACAAAAGAAGGGAGACAUUUCAGUUAGUGGUGGCACAGUGAUGAUUGUCGUAACGGAAUAACUCUGUUUGGCAUGGCUUGUUCUUGGAAAAUGCAAUGGAAACCACAUUGAAGACAUUACAAUAAUAGGAGCCGGUAUAGGCGGUUCAUAUACAGGAUGGAGACUCCGGGACAAGGGGUGGAGGAUUGGGAUAUACGAGUACUCAGACCGGGUAGGAGGGAGGAUGUUUUCAAAAUACUUUACUGAUGCACCGGAUCUUCCUGUGGAGUUUGGAGCAAUGAGACUAAGACCAGAGGACCAUGUUAGGAUGAUCAAGGCAGGACGGGAGCUUGGGCUAACCUUUGUUCCUUUUCCUGAAGGUGGAGGUAGAAUUCCUGAGCGAACGAUUCUAUACCUGCGUAAUACACGUCUUAGAACAUACGAGUUAGGAGGACCCCGAACUCCGUACAAACUAAGACCAGAGGAGCACAUGGACCCUCGAGAUUUGUCAAGAUUACUUUCUGAAACUUACACUAACUAUAAUGGUACGAACCCAAGGGCCGAACAUUUUAACGCUACCACCAUCGAUGGAGUUCCUGUAUAUCUUCAGAGCUAUAAAGACGUUAUACAGAAAACUGGUAUCAGUUUGGAGGCUCAAAAAUAUAUCAGAGACAGCAGUGCUUUUCACUUUGGCUUGGGUCUUGCACAGAGCAAUGAACGUUUUUUAAAAACUCGACAAGGAUUCGAGGAGGAAAACACUAGACCUACAGACCUUCCUUCAUAUGUGACAGUUCCGACGGGGAUGAAUUCCUUCCCUGUAGAAUUCAUGAGGAAAUUUCUUGUAUCUAAUCCAAAGUGCCAUGCCCUCCAUCUGAAUAGCCAGCUUGUGAAAGUAUUAAGAAAGAAGAAAGGGAUAUAUCAAUUGAAGUUCAGAAAAACUGUUUCCAUCAAAGGCAAUAUUAUGCCUACUAAACAUUACUUUUUUGUUUAUUCUAGAAAUGUUAUACUUGCAAUACCGAAAGUUCCUGUCCUAAAAAUACAGAUGCCACAGUUUAGUAAUCCUCAAUUCUUGUCUGCACUGAAUUCAGUGGUAGACGUGCAAUCCUCAAAGAUUUUCCUGAUUUACAACUAUCCAUGGUGGCUAGGAGGAUCACAUAAUUUCACCUAUACCCAAUCCGAUCUUCCGUACAGACAGUCAUAUAAUUGGGGUAUUUCACGGACUGGGAAGGCAGUUCUUCUUAUUUCAUAUGCAGAAACUAAUGCUGUACCAUUUUGGAGCCGACUACAGAACAUUGGAAAAUUAAUCAGUAAGAAAUGUGACGAGACAAGAGUCACGGACGAAGUUGUAAAACAGGCUCACUUACAGUUAUCCAGAGUGUACAACAGACAUGUCAAUAGUAUUCCAGAUCCCAUCGAUGAGAUGAUGAUUAUCUGGAACAAAUAUCCUUAUAAUGGUGGAUGGGUGGAGUGGAAACCUGGAUCAAGGUGGUACGAUAUCAAGAGAUAUCUCACUCGACCUUUUUCACAAGAAAAUAUAUUCAUAAAUCAUGGUUACUGGGGUGCUGAACACAACGGAUGGGGAGAGGGUUCUUUGGAGGCUGCAGAUGACGUGUUGUCUUAUUUGAAUGUACCAUCCUAUUUAAAAAUUAAGUAACAACAAAUUCAAAAUGUGAAUAUCUUAAGUUAAAUAAUAUUUUCUGCAUUACGUGUUCAGUAAGGUAGCCAUUGGUGUGGAAGCAACCUUUUUAGAUGUGGCACAUAGAUUAUAAGAUAUCGAAUACACUUACUGCUAUUUUAAAAAAUCGCUAUUCUAAGAAAGGAUUUACCCCAAUAUUUUCUUUGAAAUUCCUGCAAAUAUUAAAAUUCAAAAAAAAUUCAUGAAAACGUCUUGAAGUUUUCAUGAAUUUGAAUCAUUAACAGAAACCAUAAUUAAUGCUGUGCCGUUUAUUAUUCUUUAUCUUAAAAAAAAAACACUUGCUAAAUUAACCUUUGUUGAGGAUUAAAAUAAUUCAAUAUAAAGAGAACUUUGGCUUCUUGUCAAUUGGUUUUCAAAGUCCAUUAUCACAAAACAAUUGAGUUUCAAUUGUUUAGUAUUGCGGGAUGCUAUCGACUUGGAACAAAAAUAUGUCUGAUACAAAGUGGUAAUACAUUUGUGAACCAAAAAAAAUUCAACAUCAGGUACAGUGGAG
Messenger RNA from Magallana angulata, 2177 nucleotides. RefSeq names its product achacin-like. The coding region runs from base 233 to 1642 and encodes 469 amino acids. The record is from RefSeq and is a predicted model, not a curated record. The transcript is spliced from 5 exons. NCBI's taxonomy places the organism in Eukaryota, Metazoa, Mollusca, Bivalvia, Ostreida, Ostreidae.